CGAAAACUAAGUUACUCGUACAAGCACCAACAAACACAUUCCCGAACUUUCACAGAAACUUGUUCCAAUUCAUCAUGAUUUCAGUCGGCUCGUCAAUUCCUGCUGCCCCUGCGAGCCUCUGGGUUGAGAAGGAUAAUAAUACCGUCUCGCUCCCAUCCAGCGGAAAGUACAUUAUCGUUGGUGUGCCAGGAGCCUUCACUCCUCCUUGCUCGUCGCAUGUUCCUGGAUACGUUGAAAACUACGACAAGCUUCAGGCGAAGGGUAUCAGUGCUGUUUACGUUGUCGCCGUUAACGAUAUUUUCGUCGUGAACGCUUGGAAGGAGCAGCUUGCCAAGGGCUCUAGCGUCCAUUUCCUUUCGGAUUCCAAAGGCGAAUUCACUAGAUUGGUUGGGCUCGAUUUUGAUGCCAGUGGAUUGCUUGGAAACGCACGCUCCCAGAGAUACGUCGCCGUCGUUGAGGACGGAAAGGUCACCAACCUUCAAGUCGAGAAUGAAGCCCCCAACAUCACUGUCACCCAUGUAGACAAGAUUCUCAGCAGUUUGUAAAAUGCGGAGAACAUCUCAUACGGUAGUUUAGCCACUUUAGCCUGAAGGCUGGUUCGACACAAUAAAAAUUAAGCAUACGUCUUGACUAUGCAAGUCGCGAUUUGUUAAAAAAAUCUCUCGCUUUGUGAUCUCUAAUUUUGCGCUGGCUAGGCGCCCCCUACGCUGGGUGGCGGCCAUUAUCUAGUUGGGCAACCGCUCCCAAUAAGGAAGCCCGAACGUUCUCAGAAAGUUGCGUGAUAGCGUGCUAUCGAGAAUCUUACCGUGACCUUUAGAAGAGUUCUGCAGAUUCUGCGAGAGAAAGUGCGAAUGUUUAUAGUG
This is a messenger RNA of Tuber melanosporum (Perigord truffle), 863 nucleotides long. RefSeq lists its product as uncharacterized. NCBI's taxonomy places the organism in Eukaryota, Fungi, Ascomycota, Pezizomycetes, Pezizales, Tuberaceae. The record is from RefSeq and is a predicted model, not a curated record. The transcript is spliced from 5 exons. Gene Ontology annotation, biological process: cellular response to oxidative stress; cell redox homeostasis; hydrogen peroxide catabolic process. The coding region runs from base 75 to 545 and encodes 156 amino acids. Gene Ontology annotation, cellular component: cytosol; peroxisome; mitochondrion. Gene Ontology annotation, molecular function: thioredoxin peroxidase activity.